UUAGUAAAUAAUCACGCGCCACGCUCCAAAUGUUAAACUGCUCUCCAUCACAAAACCACCAGUGUUAUUACUGUGGAAAUACUUUAUUUUGCAAGUUUAUUUCGGUGACAGUGGGCCGGUGGAUAUGUUUAUCGUAUUUUAGUGAGAUGUUUAUCAUUGAAACAAUGAAGGAUUUGCAAGUUUAUAUUUUUCACACGAUGUUAAUACGGAAAAUAAUAAAAGAGUUGAAUGAAUAAACAGGCGAACAUAUUUUAGACUCAACACCAGGAAUUCAAUCAAGCGAGGUUUCGAACGCGACGUCAUGUCUAACGUGACGCUAAUAACAACGCAGUCCAGCGAGAUGUUUACGAAACAUGUGCCGACACUUGAAGAGAUGAACGCCGCGGAGGUGGAAAGGCUUAUCCCGACGAUUGUGUUUCUAAUGAUAAUCUGCGUGGUCGGGAUGAUUGGAAAUGUUCUUGUUAUCCAUGUGUACAGAACGCGGUUCAAAAUGUCAAACUCCAAGUGUUUUAUUUUGUGUCUUAGCGCUGUGGACCUUUUAACAUGUUGCGUUGCAAUUCCUCUGGAGAUUUCGACUGUACUGGAACAGUACACGUUUGAACAUGUGUGGUUAUGUAAGACAACCAGAGUGUUCAACACGUUGGGAACUAUUUCCUCAUCUUUUAUACUGUUGUUUAUCGCGGUGGAUAGAUUCAGGAAAGUGUGUAAACCGUUCGGCUGGCAAAUACGUACGUCUGUUGCAAAAUGUCUAUGUGCCCUGGCAUUGUUUCUUGGGCUCUUCGUCUCUUGGCCCGCCAUAUUUGUUUACGGAAAGCAUUCGUUCAAUAUCCCAGAGUUCAACAUGACCGGAACUGAAUGUUCUACAGCAGACGAAAUGGCCGAAACGAAGUUUCCGUUUUAUUACGCGCUUGUUUUCGGAUUUAUGUUUGUUGCCGGGAUAAUUUCUAUGUCUAUUUUAUACUGUUUCAUCGGUCACAAAGUUCGGAAGCAUUCGAAUAAAAUGAAGAAAGCAUUCGGUAGGAAUAUGUCGAUUCCAAUGACAUCCUCAAUUAUCGAUCCGCAUGACUCAAAAUUAGCAGGGGAUCUAGGUCCGAAUGCAACAGCGAAAUUCGACAAGAAUAAUGAAAAAUCACAAAAAAGGUGGAGUGCAAAGAAAAAGCGAAAACAAGAAAACGACGACUCGUGGACAGACAAGAAGGACUUCGAGUUGUCUUAUACGUGCAAUUUGGAAAGUACGGAGACUGAAAAGGGCCAAAAUAACAUUAUAAAACUUGAAAACAUAGACGGAAAAUGUAAGGAGGAGAAAGUAGACCAUCAUUCAGAUUCUGAAGACAGUGGUAUCAAGGUUAAAGAAGAUGCAGACGCAGAUGAAAAUAAAGAACCGAAAACUGACAAUAGUGAAUCUGUAAAAAAGGAUUUUAAGAAAAGCCAAAUAUCGUUUCAGGACGUUGAAAUGGAUGAGGUGAAAAUGCAAGUUUCACCGACGUCAAGUGAAGAAAUAUUACCAAAACAACAAAGCGGAGUUAUUCGUAGAAUCUCAUCAAUAAGCAAUCGUAUUUCAAACGCUGUUUUCCGCAUGACGUCAAUAACAAGUGCGCGAACCGACUCUGAAACGGGAACGCUGAAACGGACACAAUUUUUGAAACAGGCGCGUGCCAGGAAGACAGCGUUUUUGAUGUUCGUCGUCACGCUGGGAUUUAUACUCAGCUUUCUACCACAUUUAUUGUUAAUGCUCAUAAGACAGAUUAAAAGUGACUUUGUGGACGGUAUGUCGGAGACAAACAAAGCGGUGUAUAAGUUUUUUCUGAGAUCGUACUUUUUAAAUAGUGCUAUAAACCCUGUUAUUUACAGCAUUUGUGACUCACGGUUCAAAGCCGCUUGCAAGGAUAUAUUGGAACAUUGUUGCAGAAGAAGAAGCAGGUCCCGUAAACUGGCAAUGUAGUUGUAUGACACAGUACAAAAUUAACACUUGCGCCAGUUUGCCUUUUUUUUAGAUUUUAUUUUUACAUACAAAAGUGCUUCAAAACACAAGAUGUAUAUAGGUUUUCUAAUUAUAGACUGCUAAUUUCUUGCAAUGUAAA
Messenger RNA from Ruditapes philippinarum (Manila clam), 2081 nucleotides. Its product is annotated as muscarinic acetylcholine receptor M3-like. The transcript has 2 exons. NCBI's taxonomy places the organism in Eukaryota, Metazoa, Mollusca, Bivalvia, Venerida, Veneridae. Gene Ontology annotation, molecular function: G protein-coupled peptide receptor activity. The coding region runs from base 302 to 1942 and encodes 546 amino acids. Gene Ontology annotation, biological process: neuropeptide signaling pathway. The record is from RefSeq and is a predicted model, not a curated record. Gene Ontology annotation, cellular component: membrane.